AUGCCAUUUUUGACAAGCUCAGCUCGAGUUCACUUUACGCAAGCCGAUCGAGAUGACUGCUAUCAAAAACAUUCUGCUUCUUGGGUCAGGAUACGUUGCACCACCUUGCCUCAACUACCUUCUUCGUCGAGAAGAAAAUCAUGUCACUGUUGCCAGCAGACGAAUUGAAAAUGUUGAAGCUCUUGCCGCAGAUCGGCCAAGAGUCACUCCAAUCUCACUGGAUGUAGACAGUGACAAGGCUCUUGAAGAAGCUAUUUCCAAAAGUGAUAUAGUGAUUAGCUUAAUUCCUUAUACGCAUCACGCCAGAGUGAUUGCUGCUGCCAUCAAACAUAAGAAACAUGUUGUUACUACUAGCUAUGUAUCUCCUGCCAUGCUUGCUCAUGAUCAAGCGGCCAGGGAGGCUGGAGUAACCAUAUUCAACGAAAUUGGUGUUGAUCCAGGUAUUGACCAUCUUUAUGCCAUCAAGACCAUUGAUGAGGUUCAUCAGCAAGGCGGAAAAAUUGUGUCAUUUUUGUCGUACUGCGGCGGUCUUCCUGCUCCAGAGGCAUCCAACAAUCCACUUGGAUACAAAUUCAGCUGGAGCUCGCGGGGUGUUUUGCUGGCUCUUCGAAACGAUGCCAAAUAUCUACAAGAUGGAAAGGUUGUUGAAGUCAAUGGUCCUAAUUUGAUGGACAUUGCCAAGCCCAUUUAUAUUUUCCCUGCGUUUGCAUUUGAAGGCUAUCCUAAUCGUGACUCGACUCCGUACAAUGAGCGUUAUGCUAUUCCAGAGUGUAAAACUCUUUUGCGUGGUACUUUGCGAUACCAAGGAUUCCCCAUGUUUAUCAAGGCUUUGGUUACGCUUGGAUUUUUGAAUGAUGCCCAUGUGGAUUGCUUGAGUGCUAAAUCUCCAGAAAUCAAAUGGAAUGCAGUGUUUGCUCAUGCACUUGGCACUCUUGAUACGAGCGAGUCGAACUUGACCAAGCUUGCUUUGGCCAAGACUGGUCUGGAAGGCGAGAAUGCUCGUCGGGUUCUUCACGGCCUUAAAUGGCUUGGACUUUUUUCAGAUACACUUGUCACUCGCAAGGAAACAUUGCUGGACACACUGUGUGCUACUCUUGAACAGAAGAUGCAGUAUGAGGAAGGCGAGCGCGAUAUGGUGAUGCUGCAGCAUAAGUUUGAGAUUGAAUGGGCCAAUGGCUCCAAGGAAACUCGUACUUCUACUGGACUGUGGUUUGGAGUGCCAGGCGGAGAUUCGGCCAUGGCGACUACUGUGGGAGUUCCGUGUGCAAUUACAACGCAGCUUAUUUUGGAUGGCAAGAUUAAACAGACUGGUGUACUUGCACCCAUGACUGGCGAACUUGUGUACCCCAUUAUGGAGGCGCUUAGAAAGGAGGGGAUUUAUAUGACGGAGGAAACACUUUGAAUAUCAAGCGAUAUGAUGGAAUGAAUAAAGUGUUUGAAUUGAUUCU
Batrachochytrium dendrobatidis JAM81 is the source of this 1448-nucleotide messenger RNA. RefSeq lists its product as uncharacterized. Gene Ontology annotation, molecular function: saccharopine dehydrogenase activity. Bases 53 to 1402 code for a protein of 449 amino acids. Gene Ontology annotation, cellular component: cytoplasm. NCBI's taxonomy places the organism in Eukaryota, Fungi, Chytridiomycota, Chytridiomycetes, Rhizophydiales. The record is from RefSeq and is a predicted model, not a curated record. The transcript is spliced from 12 exons.